AACUUGGUACCACGAUUAUUCAGUUUGCCAGCUGAGCUGAUUCAAAACGUGCUUCGAUUUCUUGAGCCGACGUGUCUGGCUGAUCUGGCGCUGACCUGCCGCUUUCUUCGUAACCAUGCUCUGAGUGAUUCUCUGUGGCAACAGCACGUCAACGGCCAGAUUCCGCACCCCUUGACCAGCGCAGCUCCUCUACCAUCUUUCCGGGAUCUAUACAUUACUCAUCAUCCUUAUUGGUUUCUGUGCCGACAUAAAAUCUGGUUUUCGGACAGUGAGCCAAACGGCAAGCUGUUGCUUGCUCGUUAUGAUUCGCGCAGAGGAUGUAUCGAAGCAUAUGCCAUAGUCGCCGAGCCUGGCGUCCGCAAGUUCGAGCACUGGGAGCACGAUGAAGAUGUUUCCAUCCACACCUUCAACCCCAAAGUCCAAUUAGACCUCAACUCACCUGUCUUGAAGCUUGAUCCUGGAAACCCACGUACUCAAGCACAUCUUUCUGACCAAUAUGACGACCAUGGGAGCCAACCCCUUCCCUUGCUGUCUCGUGAGAUCAUGAUGAACUGCUCUGCUCCACCCGGCCUCUACACAUCAUUCAUGCUUGCACGCGACCUUCCAGAGGUCGCCAUAGGCCCUGGAACCAGAGUCUGGCCACCGCUGAAGAUCCCUGCUCUAUCGCGAACUCGCAAUGCUUCGACUCGAUCAUUUCAAGCACUCUCGCACCGACCUUCAACUCUGGACGAGGUCAGUCAAAACACCUUUCGUUUGCGGAAGUGGGUUGAAUUCUCUGGCCGCCGUCACAGCAGCUCAAUAAUGGCCUUGGGUGCUGCUGAUCGCAUCCACACUGCUCUUGGGUUCGGUGGCUUUGCUCCAACGCUCAUGAAUGCUGGUGGCCAAGCCAUGACGGUGCGCAUGGGCGAAGAGGUUUCGACGUUUGGAACUUUGCCGCCAAGUUGCUAUGUUCCUACCCAAGAAAAGCCCUGGCAAGGCAUCUGGUGUGGUGAUUACAGUGGCCACGGCUGUGAGUUCCUUCUUGUUGUGCAGCCAGAGAAAGGCGAAGAGAUCCCCUUGCCGGAAAAAAUGAACCAUAUGCUUGAGUGGCUCGCUACUGGUCGAUAUCGGCGCUAUAGCAAUGGUUCUGAAAGCAGCGACAGCAGCUACGCAAGUGCACAAGAAGACCAGGAGUCUGAGCCUGGCACGUCUUCCGUCACCGGAUCAUUUACGCCAACUUCACCAGGUAUUACCGAUGGACAGGACAUAUACAGUGGACGCAUCGAGGCUAUCAAGCUGACAGGCGAUCCCAAUGUGCCGCGUGGAGAGUACACGUUCAUCGCUCCUGAUAUAAGUGAUGGCGGUCUUGUACGUAUUGCAGAUGAAGCGGCUUUCCGGGGUGCCAGGGUUGUCAGGAGUGCCGGUCACAUUGCUGGAGUAGGCUUCACAGNNGAGCUCAUUCUUAUAUCCCCUGACUGCCUAGCACAGCACUGGAUAGAGUUUGGACAUAUUUCUUACUACCGUCGUGUCGAUAUCGACAGUCUUCUACGGAUA
Messenger RNA from Aureobasidium musti, 1533 nucleotides. Lineage: Eukaryota; Fungi; Ascomycota; Dothideomycetes; Dothideales; Saccotheciaceae. The record is from the annotation of a GenBank genome assembly.